AUGAAGAUCACGCUCCUAAAGGUAGAAGUACCGGAGAAAAUGAGCUACACGCUUCAGAUUUUGUUUAUUAUCGCCCCUAUGGUUUUUGCAAUCGAGGAAAACGUCAAAUCUGCUUAUUCCAUAGUCAAAGAGAAUAAGCGUAUAACUAACCAGACAUUCAAAACAGUUGGUUCAUCUAGUUUGAUGUCCUGCAGCCAGGCGUGCUUAAGGCAGUCGUGGUGUACCUCUACUAAUUAUGACUUCCUUAAGAGGAGUAGUGAAGGAAACUGCGAGCAGAACAAGCACAAGGUCUCGUCAAUAAACGAUGACAUCAAGCUCACUGAUGAAUCAGGCACCACUUUCACAAUGUUUCUUAAGGUAAGAAAGCUCAUAAACGUUUGGAAAAAUUACCACCACUGCUGCACUGGAUUAAGUUGAAAAAACUGUUAUGGACAUAGAAGUUGUCAUAGCAACGAAAUGACGCUAUUACUUUCUUACUUGCUGCCGUAUUUCUCGGUACUGAGAACUCUUCUUUCAAAAUCGUUCACAGGACCCUUUUCCUUCAAUAGCCGCCUCGAUGUUCGUGAACUUUAAGCGAAAUCUGAAAAAGCUUUAUUGAGAUAUUUUGGGAUGAAGUUUUUAUGGUUAGAAAUGCGCUAAAAACGGGACAAUCUUAUCUAUAAAAAAAAGGGCUUUUGAAAUGCAAUUUCACCUCAUAGUAGUUUUAAUCUUUUCAAAAACGAUGUGUGAAAGAUCAUGGAGAUAAUUCUAGCCGAUUGUUAGAAAGAAGGACUUGAUUAGUUUGUAUCGAGGCGCUUUUGUUAGCGGUAUUGUAAACACUUUGGUCUACUUAAACAAAUUAGCGAAUAAUUUUAACCUACUGGAGAGAUUUUUUUUAAGAAAUUGGAGAUUCUCGAGAUUAACCGGCCAUCGUCUUAUAUGACCUUUGAGUUUCACGAUUAUUGGUAUGUUGUAGAGCAGUAAAAUAAGCUCUACAAUUCGCGAAUUUUUCCCAGAAAUUAUAAAUAAAUAAUAAUGAAUAAAUUAAAAAUUUCUAUGGCGCUCUUUCCAGUUGUGAUCAAAAAAGCUUUACAAAAAUUUAUUUAAAAUUAAAUACAAUAUUGAAUAGAGAAAAAGUAAAAAAACAAAAUUUAAAGUGAUUCGUUAAAAAGAAAGGUCUUGAUUGAUUUCUUAAAACUAUUUCUUGUUUACAAGUGAGAGCCUCUCAUUAUUCAGUGUUACUGUCUCCAAGUUUCAUUUUCACGUGAACAGCAGUAACUAACAAUGCAUUUGAAAUAUGCAGAAAUGUUAGCUAUUGUAGUCCACGAAACUGUGAAACUGUUGUUGAUCACAGAGAGAUAUUGAGGAAAUUGAAGGGACAGGUUCACGUUUCAGGUCAUGCUCACUUGUCAAAAUGCUGUUUUUCUGCCGGGACACGCUGUAUCGUCUAUGCAAGCUACAUGAUCAUGUCAUAAUGUCAAAGAACCAAUCUGCACACUCCCCUGGCAGUCACUUGCACUUGAUCAACUUAAAUAUUUGCAAAAUAGCUGUAAAUUAAUCAACCAUGGAAUAAAACCGGGUCAACAAUAAAUUCAACGUCGGUAGUGUUGGCAUUAUCCACUAAUUUUUUCUGCGAUUUUAGUACUCCUCCGUCCUACUUUAGGUUACUCUGAAAUACACUUCUACUUUGAAAUACACUCUGACAUCGCUGAGAUACAUGUGAGUGGGAUUAUUAACCGACAUGAGUUAAUAAUAAAUCGGAAAAAAUUAAUUUAAUUAAUGAGCAUGCCCUUAACCGUGAACCUGUCCCUUUAAAUCGUGAAUAACAAGAGCGAUUAUUACAAGAGAGAAGUGACUCCAGAGCUCAUGAAUUUACGGAAAUACAUCACUUAAAACCAACGCUUAUAGUAAAUUUGUGAAGUCAAUCAAGGAGAGUCUUCUUUCCCGUAUUUAUGGCGAUAAGAGAACUUAUCAGGGUUAGAAAGCGGCGUUUAUGGCAGCGUUCGGCCACACCCGAAUAUAAAUUACCUAAAUGAUCGAUUAAGCGCUGCUACUUGAAUAGGCACCGCCCCUUUACAAUAAGUUAGUAAGCGCUUCUCUCGAAUAAGCGCCGGGGCGCUAAUUUGGAUAUUUACGAAUUAACGCCCCACCUUCGUUACGACGCUUGAUAUAAAGAGAUCAAAACCAUAUUGCUUGAUAAAUAAGACCUUGACCAACUCGUGAGUUCUGAAGUUUUAAUGUAGGGAAACUCUUGAAACCGGAUUCAUAUAACAGUUCGAGGUGUCUCUACAUAUUCCCCUGAGUGUUUUACCCGUAGUUAAAAUAAGCGCUGCUCUCGAAUAAGCGCCGCUCUUGUAUAUGAAAUGAAAUAAGAGCCGCGGGGCUUAAUCGAUAAUUUACGGUAAUAAUAGUAAUAACUAAAAAUUUAUAACGCGCCUUUUCCAUGCAAAUAUGAUCAAAAGCGCGUAACAACUGAUGCUUUAAAUGUAAAAAAAAAAGAAAAGAAAAGCUCAAAUGUAUCCAAAUGUUUCGCUCCAUUACUUGCUUAUUUCCUCGGUUGUGAAGCAAAUACCCGAGUUGAUAAAACCUUUCUAUUUUGAAUAAAGCGAGGAGGGAAAUUGGUAAAUAAACGUUAAAGCAAACAGUCUAUUAAAGGUUAAUCUCAUUAUCAGGCCUUCCCAACGCAGGGAUUAGGGGAGAGGCCAAACAAAUAGUCAUAGACUAUAAGAGAAUAUCAACCAUUGCCGGAAGAGAGUUUAUGCUUAGGGGAGCUUAUUUAAAUACAGAUUUCAUAUACUGUACUUCAACUCGUAAUAUCUUUACUCUUUAAAUACCUCUCAAUUCUGGAAAGGUACUAAUACCCCGGCUUUCGGGCAGAGUCUGACCCCGUAUAGCCCAUUGUGGGGAGUAUUCCCCCCAGCUAGAGAUAGAAGGUUUUUUUUUCUGUUUCCGUGUGAAGAUCAGUCAGUUUCCAUCUUUAGGUUGAACCCUUGAGCAAUGGAAAACACAUUACAUUAAAACACUUUAAGUCACGUUAAAACACGUGCUACUUUCCAUAAGAAUGACAUACUUAAGCUAUGUAAACAAUCUGUGGGAUGUAGAAGUUUAAAAAAGGAAAUAAGAAAUUAACUGACAAUAUAUGAUUCAUUCAUAUAUUAACUAUUAUUCCAUGGGUGCGCGUUGGAUAUGAGAUGGUAGAUAGCCAACUCGACGCUACGCGCCUCGUUGGCCAUAUUCAUAUCCAACAAGCACGAGUGGAAUAAUUGUUUUAUUAAAAACGCUCUCAAAAUCUCGAUAAAUCUCCCCGACUUUAUUUUGUUAGAACAAACCGGAAAAGACAAGGGACUUCAGCAUUUCACAUGUCACACGUCUAUCAAAACUGUCAACGCGCGAACGGACUGGAUGAUAGAAAAAUCAGAACAUUAUGGAGAUGAAUACUUUAAAAAACUAAUCGGGAUUCUAGGAUUUUACACAGCAGGGCAGCUAAAAAACUCGCAGAUGAUGAGAGAACAAAACCAAUUUUGAAGUGCAGCCGUCGACUUACUGUGAAUUUGGAUUCUUGGUGCAGUUACAAAAGUAAGAACAAUGAAGGAAAACUAUUCCCUCGGUCGCCCAGUCAUGUCUUAUACCGACGCCUGGAUUGCUGUAGUGAAUGGCCGCAUAGCCUGCAUUUGUAGCUAGUUGCUUUUGAUUUAUGUUCUUAUUUCGGAUGAACAGGCUGCAGCUAUCUAUCGGCGAGUGGCUUCGCGAUCAUGAAGAAACAUACUUGUCUUCUUUUGUAGCUGGUCGACGUAUUUUAGUUUCAUGUAUUUUCAUGUGUUUCUCGAUAAACUUUCAAACAAACUCUUGUGGCUUUUUUUUUCCCGAUGAAAUUGUAUUUUCUAGUAUUCUACGAAUGAAAACGAUCUUCUUCGGGCGCCAUUCUAUCCUUCGCGAAAAAAAAUCUCAGCUAGCUCUUCCAAUUUUCAACUGACGCGUACACUGACCAUAUAUGGAGAGCAUGGUAUAAUGGCUCAUAUUCCAUGAUGGCUAAGACAAUCAAAACGCUAGAAUUGCAUUAUCCAAUGAUUCAGUUUUUUUAAAAAUAUAUUUAUAAACUAUAUAUAUCUUAGUAUAUUUGUGCUGAUACUUGAAAAUUUUUUCAGGGCUGCCUUAUGACCGGAUGCCUUAAUGGAGGCUCGUGUUCUUUUAAUGAAGAGAAGGACAGUUUUUCCUGCUCUUGCAAGCUGCCAUGGAGUGGAGAAAAUUGCGAACGGGGUAGGUCUUGUAAAUAG
Messenger RNA from Porites lobata, 4253 nucleotides. The record is from the annotation of a GenBank genome assembly. Lineage: Eukaryota; Metazoa; Cnidaria; Anthozoa; Scleractinia; Poritidae.